ACCAAAAAGCCCCAGCCCUUAUCAGACCGAUCACCCGAUCGGGCCAUCCGGACUGAUGUCAACACUAUUUUUCAGUUCUCCAUAAUAACCAGCAGGAAUCAAUGAGAAUCCAGUAUUGACAGUAGAGGACUGUCGCUGCGUUGCCGCCAAUUGUUUCGUUGCCUGCCCGGAUACGUAUAGAUUGCCCGCUUCUUAAAUAAUUCACCGUCGCUUCACCGUACUCCGUAACCGCUUUUCCCUUUCCGGACUGCUAUCCUCCGUUUCAUCUCUUCUUUUUAUACCCCAGAUCCCGUAAAACCUCCCCGUACACUACUUACACCAGCGUCAUUCAUCGCAACUCGAUCUUCUCAUAAUGUGUCCCCCCGCGAUCAUAGCUCCCUCCAUCCUCAGCGCCGAUUUCGCUACCCUCGGCCAGGAAUGCUCGACCAAGAUGGAAGAGGGGUCUGACUGGCUCCACGUUGAUAUCAUGGAUGGUCACUUCGUUCCCAACAUCACCUUCGGAGCUCCCGUUGUCACCAAGAUCCGUUCGCAUGUUAGCCGGCCGACAGAGCCCCAAGGCCGGGGCACCUUUGACUGCCACAUGAUGAUCGCGGAGCCACAUAAAUGGGUUAGGGAAUUCAAGAAGGCCGGUUGCGAUCUUUACUGCUUCCACUACGAGGCCGCCGUCAACUCCCCCGCCGGCACUGAGCCCGCAGACACCACCACCCGCCCCACGAGCCCCCGCGAACUGAUCCGGUUCAUCCACGAUGAAGGCAUGCAGGCCGGUAUUGCCAUUAAGCCCGAUACUCCCGUCGAUGUGCUGUGGGAUAUUCUGGCCGCUGAGGAUGAGAAGGAUCGCCCGGAUAUGGCCCUGAUUAUGACGGUCUACCCUGGUUUCGGAGGCCAGAAGUUCAUGGCGUCAGAACUGCCCAAGGUCAAGGCCCUGCGCGAACGCUACCCCAACCUCAACAUCGAAGUCGACGGCGGACUUGGUCUCGGGACCAUCGACCAGGCCGCGGAAGCGGGCGCCAAUGUCAUUGUCGCUGGUUCGGCCGUUUUUGGUGCUGAAAACCCAGGCGAUGUUAUUGCCAAGUUGCGCGAGACCGUCAACAAGCACAGCAAGGCGUCGCUUUAAUUGCAUUAGUCUAUCUUCUGUCUUUUCAUGAUCUAAAAGCUACGCGAAGAAUCCAGAGUCCGGUUUCAGACCAUUCUCGGGAUACAAUGAUAUACGGAUUUACGAUGAUUUUGAUGUCUUUAUUUGAACAGCCAUUCCUGAUAGAAUAGAAAACUGGCUAUCCUAAUCCAUGCUCGGAUCGUGGUGUUAUGAUGUCAUCGCCUUAUUCCUGCUCGCUCACAUGACCUGUAGAUCCCAAAAUGGAAAGCAUUCAGAC
Aspergillus ruber CBS 135680 is the source of this 1370-nucleotide messenger RNA. RefSeq names its product ribulose-phosphate 3-epimerase RPE1. The coding region runs from base 353 to 1114 and encodes 253 amino acids. The transcript has 3 exons. Gene Ontology annotation, cellular component: cytosol. Lineage: Eukaryota; Fungi; Ascomycota; Eurotiomycetes; Eurotiales; Aspergillaceae. Gene Ontology annotation, biological process: pentose-phosphate shunt, non-oxidative branch; pentose-phosphate shunt; carbohydrate metabolic process. The record is from RefSeq and is a predicted model, not a curated record. Gene Ontology annotation, molecular function: metal ion binding; D-ribulose-phosphate 3-epimerase activity.